This is a messenger RNA of Coregonus clupeaformis (lake whitefish), 2367 nucleotides long. Its product is annotated as fibronectin-like. The record is from RefSeq and is a predicted model, not a curated record. The transcript is spliced from 12 exons. The coding region runs from base 1 to 1863 and encodes 620 amino acids. Lineage: Eukaryota; Metazoa; Chordata; Actinopteri; Salmoniformes; Salmonidae. Gene Ontology annotation, molecular function: protein binding.
AUGCUGGCCUCAUAUGAUGAUGUGCUGCCCCCUCCUGGUGACAUCCAGGUCCUGUUGCUGACGUCAGACUCGGUGUCUCUGAGCUGGGGUUCUCCUCAGGGGCUGACAGGACCACAGUCAUUCAGAGUGACCUGGGGGUGUGACGGUGAAACAAGCUCAACAAGAGUGAAAGUGGUCCCACCCAGAGAUUUAAAGAUAGACCAUUUGGAAGAGACCUCCUUCACUCUCCACUGGUCCAAGGCUGAAGGGAUGGAGAAUGUCCCACAGCACUUCUUCAUAUCAAACUGUAUCCCAGGAACAGACCCCCUCGCAGCCAUUACUGACGACUGCCACAAAAUCUUCUCAAACCUGCAACCUGGCACCGACAUCACUCUCUCUGACCUGAAACCUGCUACUGAAUACUCUGUCACUGUCUGCACUGUGCUGGAAGAUGGAAAGCAAAGUCAACUGGUGUUAACAACCCUCACCACAGUACCUCCAGCUCCGGACCAGCUAACUGUUGACACCACGUCAGGUACUGUUAGCUGGAACCAGCCACCAGGAUUGGACCAAACCCAACAUCAUUACCAGAUCUCCUACCACUGUCCAGGGACAAAACCCAACUACACUACCACAUCUUCACACAGCCUCACUCUCUCUGACCUGCAAUGUGGGACUCAGUACUCUGUCACUGUCUGCACUGUGCUGGAAAAUGGAAAGAAAAGUCAACUGGUGUCAACAACCCUCACCAAAGUACCCCCUGCUCCAGCCCAGCUGAAUGUUGACUCAGUGAAGACCACAUCAGCUGCUGUUAGCUGGAGCCAGCCACCAGGAUUGGACCAAACCCAACAUCGUUACCAGAUCUUCUACCACUGUCAAGGGACACAACCCCACUACACCACCACAUCUUCACACAGCAUCACUCUCUCUGACCUGCAAUAUGGUACUCAGUACUCUGUCACUGUCAGCACUGUGCUGGAAAAUGGAAGGCAAAGUAAACCUGUGUCAACAACCCUCACCACAGUACUUCCUGCUCCAGACCAGCUGACUGUUGACUCAGUGGACACCACAUCAGCUACUGUUAGCUGGAACCAGCCACCAGGAUUGGACCAAACCCAACAUCGUUACCAGAUCUUCUACCACUGUCAAGGGACACAACCCCACUACACCACCACAUCUUCACACAGAAUCACUCUCUCUGACCUGCAAGGUGGUAGUCGGUACUUUUUCAAUGUCAGCACUGUGCUGGAAAAUGGAAGGCAAAGUAAACUGGUGUCAACAACCCUCACCACAGUACAUUUUCAGUGGUGGGAGAGACCCUUUGGAGUUGCUGCAGUGUGUGUUCUACUGGCUGUGAUCAUAGGCCUGUGGGUUUCCUAUGCCACUGCAAAGCGAGACCAGCUAAAUACCAGGACCACAGAGAGAGACCAGUUACAGAAUAUUCUAAAUACCAGGACCACAGAGAGAGACCAGUUAAAAACCAGGCUUAGGUACUAUGAGAAACCCUGUUUGAAUGAAUGGUGGAAGUUUGGCACCAGCUGUUAUUAUGUCUCCUCCACAAGGGACACAGGUGGGGACGGUCAGCAGCAGUGCAGAGCAAUGGGUGGAGAGUUGGUUGUUAUAAACAGCAGAGAAGAACAGAUAUUUAUCCAUCGAUUAAAGAAAAAUGUCUGGAUUGGUGCAACUAAAAUCAACGGAAUCUGGGAGUGGGUUGACGACACAGCAUUUAAACCUACCUAUUGGAUGGAAGGGGAACCAAGUAACUUAAAUGACGAGGUGGCUUGUAUUGAGAUCUCACAGACGGCAUCAGACCCAUUGAAGAGUUGGAAGGUUGUAAAAUGUACUUCAAAUUACUGGGUGUGUGAAAAACCGUUCACACCGUAGUCUAAUUAUAAUAACUAAUGUAAGCCCCUAUCUUAUGGAGUUGCACUGGUUUUCCCUUUGUUAGGCCUAACGUGUUUCUAUGUGUAUCUACAUUGAAAGAUGUAUUUGAUGUCUUUAAAGAGACCAGGGCUAUGUGGAGUUUGUCCACCGUUCAUCAGGCCCAGUGGAGUGGAACUGUGGUCUAGUAGGCUCUAACUGUGGUCUAGUAGGCUCUAACUGUGGUCUAGUAGGCUCUAACUGUGGUCUAGUAGGCUCUAACUGUGGUCUAGUAGGCUCUAACUGUGGUCUAGUAGGCUCUAACUGUGGUUGACCUUUUUUUAAACUAUAUUUACAAUUUUUACCAUUUAAUGUGUGCAUAUAACAAUUGAAUAAGAUUCUGUUUUCAUUUAAGUUUUUACAGUUAUCAAUCCAUUUCAAAUGCAGUAGUUUUCUAUUUUUGCUUCCAUUCUGUUCCAUAUGUACCAUGUGUUCAUUCUACUGAUUAAAUACAUCUAUAUACUGUGA